CCCCAACACAUUUCCUCACCUUUCACACCACACCACAUCAACAUGCCUUCCGCCGAAUUCAACGCCGCUGCCGAGAAGAUCAAGACGUUGCCUAGCCCACCCAGCAACGACAAACUCCUCGAGCUCUACGGUCUCUUCAAGCAGGCGACCGUUGGCGACAACACCACCGCUGCCCCCGGCAUGUUCGACCUCAAGGGCAAGGCCAAGCACAACGCCUGGACCGAGAAGAAGGGUCUCUCCCAGGAGCAGGCCGAGAAGGAGUAUAUCGCAUUGGUUGCCCAGCUCACUGCUUAAGAACCCGAAGCAACAUUCCUCGACCGAACAACUACCUUUUGUAUAUACAAAUGUUAUCGCCGAUUAAAAAGAAGACAAAAUAAAGCGAGUUUGCUUUUGUUUCUGUAACUGUCGUCUUGUGCUGAGAGUAUUGCGACGAUUGCAGGAAAGGGACACGCAAAACCCUGUGAACUUUU
Molecule: messenger RNA, 470 nt
Organism: Gamsiella multidivaricata
Lineage: Eukaryota; Fungi; Mortierellomycota; Mortierellomycetes; Mortierellales; Mortierellaceae
Product: acyl-CoA-binding protein
Exons: 2
Coding region: 43-294 (83 amino acids)
Biological process (GO): fatty acid metabolic process
Molecular function (GO): long-chain fatty acyl-CoA binding
Source: RefSeq, a predicted model, not a curated record